UUGAAACAACUUGUUAAUAAUUCACAAAGUGGCGUCGUUUUGCAUCUUCAAAUUCCAAUGGGGUCUAUUUUUACAUUUCUACCUAAACCUGCCUUAAACCUCUUCUCUUUCUCUCCCUCCUUUGUUUAACCCUAAAAACACCAUUUUUGAAAGCUCAAAGAUCAAACCUUUGAAAUCCAUCAAUGGCGUUAUUAAGAUCAAAUCUAAGAUUAACUCUCUGUAAAACCCACAUUAAACACUUCUCAAUAUCUAUAAAUGAAACUCUUCAACCCCAGAAAACCCCCCAAAUUAAUGCGGAAGAAACAACAGAUGAACCUUUAAAAACCUCAACUAAUCUCCCUCGUUUAGAAACUCAAAUUGCUGAAAAAUUCCAUUCAUUAAUCAAAGACCAUUAUCGUAAAAACCCUAACCCUAAAUUUGAACUAAGCCCUAAUUUCACCAUUCCUUCUUUGUCCAUUUCUUUCUCGGAGCAUUCAACGGUGGAUUCUCUUACUCCUGCAAUCAUUAUCUCUGUAAUUGAACGAUGUCGUGCUGUUCGUCAUGGGAUUCCUUUUUUUCAAGCUCUGGGUUUCUUCAAUUGGGCGUUAAAUAAUGGUUUUGGGAACUCAAUUGAAGUUUAUCAUGAAAUGAUUGACUUAGCUGGGAAGGUAACACAAUUUGACUUAGCUUGGAGUUUGAUUGAUUUGAUGAAAACUAAGAAAUUAGAAAUUUCGUCUGAUAUUUUUAAUACUGUUGCUAGAAGGUAUGUUAGGGCAGAGAUGGUAGCCGAAGCAAUCCAUACCUUCAAUCGAAUGGAGGACUACGGUUGCCAUCCCGAUAAGUUGGCGUUUACUUCUCUUAUUCAUAUUCUUACUAAGAAAAAGAAGGCGAUUGAUGCUCAAUCUUUUUUUGAUAGUUUUAAGGAUAAGUUUGAUGUUGAUGUUGUUGUGUAUACUUGCUUGAUAAAUGGUUGGUGUAAGGUUGGAAAUAUUCCGGAGGCGGAGAGGGUUUUUCACAAGAUGAAAGUAGCCGGAAUUGAACCUAAUGUGUACACUUACUCGAUUGUUAUCGAUGCUUUGUGUAGGCACCGACAAAUAAAUCGUGCUUAUGAUGUUUUCGCGGAGAUGAUUGAUAAUGGGUGUCGACCAACCUCUGCUACUUUUAACAAUUUGAUGAGGAUUCAUGUGAAGGCGGGUAAGACCGAUAAGGUCUUGCAAGUUCAUAACGAAAUGAAGAGGCGGGGGUGUAGCCCUGAUUUGAUUACCUAUAACUUUUUGAUCGAGUCUCAUUGUAAGGAUGGGAAUCGUGAUGAGGCUAUUAAGGUUAUCCAUCAAAUGGUGAGUGCGGGAUGCACUCCUAAUGCGAGUAGUUUCAAUCCGAUAUUCCAUAUUAUAGCUAAGGUGAAGGAUGUGAACGCGGCUCAUCGUUUAUUUGCCAAGAUGAAGGAGGUGAAGUGUGAGUUAAAUAUUGUGACUUACAAUGUGUUGAUGAAGAUGUUUGUGGAUUCUAAGUCAACCGAUAUGGUUUUGAAACUCAAGAAGGAGAUGGAUGAGAACGGGGUUGAGCCUAAUGUGAACACUUAUAAGACUUUGAUUUCGAUGUUUUGUGUGAUGGGGCAUUGGUCCAAUGCGUAUAAGUACUUUAUAGAGAUGAUCGAGGAGAAGAAUUUGGCGCCGGGUUUGCUUGUUUAUGAGAAGGUUUUGAGUCAGUUGAGAAAGGCCGAGCAGAUGAAGAAGCAUGAAGAGUUGGUGGAGAAAAUGGUUGAAAAGGGAUUCGUUACACGACCUAUUUGAAGGCACCAUAUCUCUGUUCGAUUCAAUAUUGAGACAAUGGUGGCGAAACAUUGAAAAGGGAUUUGACUCUUUGAUAUGUUUUGUGCAAGACCCUGCAACAACUCGAUUGUCGAUGUAUAUCGGCUCAUCCCUAACACUAACAGUCAUUUACGCGGGUUAAUCGAUACUUGAAGGAAAAUGGUGUUGAUGCAAUAUGUAUAGUGCACACUACUACAGUAUACUUUGCGCUCAUAUUGCAUACGUUGAUCAUUUUUUGUUUGUUAGAUUCGUUUAGAUUGAUGUUGUAAUGGAAAAAAAUACGAGAAGUUAAUGAACUCUUGACCUCGAUUCUACUUCACUACAUAUAGAUUGUGUUUUACCACCCGAAUAUUUGGAUCUGAUAGCUUUCGUGCUUUACCAACCGAAUCAAUGGUGUGCUUUAUAAUUUGGAAAGCUUUCUUAGUUCGCAAUGAGGUUGCUCUUGCUUCUACUGAAAAUGAUCUUAAUUUGUGUCUCUUCUUGAGUAAAACCGAACAGGCUUGGUAACUGUCAAGUCAUAUGGCCCUUGUUUAAGGAGGUUGGGUCCUUGAUGAGCAAUGAAUACUUUUCUGGGUAGAUAUUGCAAAAUAGGUUGGCGACUUGGUUGUUGCGAAUACCCCUCUUCAUAUCGAUAUCCAUCUUAAAUUUUCACGGCCAUCACUUACCUACCAUUCGUGGUGGCGGGUGGGUAACAGUUUUAAAAGUUUUAUACUCCUACCUGCGCAUGUAGGUAUGUAUUUAAAUCUAUUUCAUGUAUUAUUCAUCGUAGUUAUGUCCAUCAAAGGUUAUUUUCACGGUCAUCGCUUAAAUAAGUUAAAACAUCAAUUUUAAUAAGUCAAAAUACAACUUAACAACACGUAAAUACCAAUUUUAA
This is a messenger RNA of Amaranthus tricolor (Joseph's coat), 2664 nucleotides long. Its product is annotated as pentatricopeptide repeat-containing protein At1g20300, mitochondrial. The transcript has a single exon. Gene Ontology annotation, cellular component: chloroplast. Bases 183 to 1772 code for a protein of 529 amino acids. The record is from RefSeq and is a predicted model, not a curated record. NCBI's taxonomy places the organism in Eukaryota, Viridiplantae, Streptophyta, Magnoliopsida, Caryophyllales, Amaranthaceae. Gene Ontology annotation, molecular function: protein binding.